Messenger RNA from Andrographis paniculata, 1818 nucleotides. Its product is annotated as histidine--tRNA ligase, chloroplastic/mitochondrial. The record is from RefSeq and is a predicted model, not a curated record. Gene Ontology annotation, cellular component: cytoplasm. The transcript has 11 exons. Gene Ontology annotation, molecular function: ATP binding; histidine-tRNA ligase activity. Gene Ontology annotation, biological process: histidyl-tRNA aminoacylation. NCBI's taxonomy places the organism in Eukaryota, Viridiplantae, Streptophyta, Magnoliopsida, Lamiales, Acanthaceae. The coding region runs from base 62 to 1546 and encodes 494 amino acids.
CCCCUCCAAACACCUCCAAUGCAUUUAUUCAAUUUUUUGCGGUCGGUCUUUCAUUCGAACCAUGCGCGCAAUUUCGAGCCCUUCUUUCCUUAUCCACCACCGCCCCUCCGCCGUCCUCCGCUGUCUCCGUCACCACGGCCUUCCUUUCUUGUCUUCCUCUUUUGUAAAACUCAAACCGGAGUCCACUCUGACUUCAUAUGCCGAAGUGGACAGCAAUACUCGACUUGGUAGAUCCGGUUCGCUUGCUUCCCCUCCGCCUCAAUCGGAUGCCGCCGCGCAGAAAAUAGAUGUCAAUCCGCCCAAGGGAACCCGAGACUUCCCUCCCGAAGAAAUGCGCCUCCGCAAUUGGCUAUUUCAGAACUUCCGUGAGGUUUCACUUUCAUUUGGCUUUGAAGAGGUGGACUUUCCAGUGCUUGAGUCAGAGGCUCUGUUUAUCAGAAAAGCUGGGGAGGAGAUUAGGGAGCAGCUUUAUUGCUUUGAGGAUCGAGGGAAUCGUAGAGUGGCAUUAAGGCCAGAACUCACACCUUCUCUGGCAAGGCUAGUGAUACAGAAAGGAAAAUCUCUAUCCCUUCCACUAAAAUGGUUUGCAAUUGGACAGUGCUGGCGGUAUGAGCGAAUGACGAGAGGACGGCGUCGUGAGCACUACCAAUGGAACAUGGAUAUUAUUGGUGUGCCUAAUGUUACAGCUGAGGCAGAGUUGCUUUCAUCCAUUAUCUGCUUUUUCAAGGGAAUUGGCAUUACAGCUGUGGAUGUUGGAUUUAAAGUUUCUAGUAGAAAGGUUUUGCAAGAAGUAUUGAGACGCUAUUCAAUACCGGAAAACUUAUUUGGCCGAGUUUGUGUAAUAAUAGACAAGCUGGAAAAGAUUCCCUUAGAUGAGAUCAAGAAAGAGUUGAGGUCUGCUGAAUUGUCUGAAGAAGCAGCUGAAGAGCUAUUGGAGAUCAUUUCAAUUAAAACGUUGACGAAGUUAGAAGAGAAGCUUGGGGAUUCCGUUGAGGCGAUAGCUGACCUGAAACAACUGUUUUCACUGGCUGAAAAAUAUGGCUACUCUGAGUGGAUCCAAUUUGAUGCAUCUAUUGUGCGCGGCUUAGCCUACUACACUGGAAUUGUUUUUGAGGGAUUUGAUCGAGAAGGAAAGCUGAGAGCCAUCUGCGGUGGUGGCAGAUAUGAUAAAUUACUCUCUACUUUCGGAGGUGAAGAUAUCCCCGCCUGUGGCUUUGGAUUUGGCGAUGCAGUUAUUGUGGAACUUCUAAAGGAGAGGGGCCUUCUACCAGAUCUCAGCCCGCAGGUACAGAACAUCGUCUGCUCCCUCGAUCAGGAUCUGCAAGGCGCAGCAUGUUCAGUUGCUGCUAAGCUUAGAGAAAAGAACCAAACCGUCGACUUGGUUUUGGAAACAAAACCACUUAAGUGGGUAUUCAAAAGAGCGGCAAAAAUAAAUGCCGAGAGGCUGAUACUAGUGGGAAGUGCAGAAUGGCAAAAGGGUAUGGUUGGUGUCAAAAUUCUCUCUUCAGGUCAGCAAUAUGAGAUCAAAUUUGAUGAUUUAGAAUAAUAAUAAUAUUAUUAUUAUUAAUUAUAAUUAUACUUGAACACCUAUAAUUGUUUUCUUGGAGAUUAUUUGGGAUAUAGGAGUAUGAAUAUUGUUCCUUUAUUUUUUUUGUUUUGUUUGAACUUAGGAUUGGGAGGUGAGUUUAGAGUUGAAAAAUAAUGAAAAUUUGAAUUGGUGUAGUAUUUGAUGUGAUAUAAAUUUUAAUAUGAUGUAUUGGAUGAAAUAUAAUGGGUGUGUUUGUUUAGUGAAAUUGUUUGAAAAGAUAUUUUUUUAUA